AUGGGUAUCGACCUGAGGGCCGGAGGCCGCAACACCAAGGUGCACCGCACCGCACCAAAGUCUCAGAACCCCUACGUGAAGCUGCUGGUGAAGCUAUACCGCUUCCUGGUCCGCCGCACGGAGUCCGACUUCAACAAGGUCAUCCUGAAGCGCCUGUUCAUGUCCAAGGUGAACCGCCCGCCGCUGUCCCUGUCCAAGCUGGCCAAGUUCACCGCGGGCCAGCCCGGCAAGAUCGCCGUGCUCGUGGGCACCGUCACCGACGACAUCAGGCUGCACGAGGUCCCCAAGAUCCGCGUCGCCGCGCUGCGCGUCACCGAGACCGCCCGCGCCCGCAUUGUCGCCGCCGGCGGGGAGGUGCUGACCCUCGACCAGCUGGCCCUGCUGGCGCCCACCGGCUCCAACACCGUGCUCCUGCGCGGCCCCAAGAACAGCCGCGAGGCGGUGAAGCACUUUGGCCCCGCCCCCGGCGUGCCCGGGUCGUCCACCAAGCCCUACGUGCGGUCCAAGGGCCGCAAGUUCGAGCGCGCACGUGGCCGCCGCAGCAGCCGAGGCUACAAGGCCUAG
Molecule: messenger RNA, 564 nt
Organism: Auxenochlorella protothecoides
Lineage: Eukaryota; Viridiplantae; Chlorophyta; Trebouxiophyceae; Chlorellales; Chlorellaceae
Product: 60S ribosomal protein L18-3
Exons: 3
Coding region: 1-564 (187 amino acids)
Biological process (GO): translation
Cellular component (GO): ribosome; cytosolic large ribosomal subunit
Molecular function (GO): RNA binding; structural constituent of ribosome
Source: RefSeq, a predicted model, not a curated record